AUUUAGACGAACCGGCCAGCACUUCUACUAUUCCACCCCCUUUUGUAUCCAAUCACAUAAACCUUCCCCCACUUCUUUUUCCUUCUACUAAAACGCCCAUUCAUACCCUUUUCCUUCCACCGUCUCUCUAUAGCGACCAUCGGUCAACUUUCUUCCGCUCGACCUCUUCGUCACCGCUUCCGCCUGUUGUUUCCGAUCAGAAGUCUUCAUGACAACCACCGACGCCGGUCACUACUUUGUGUUCUACAUCCACCGAGCAUCCAAAAUCAAUAUAUAUACAAAAAAGGCUUCAAUUCCUGGAUACUUGGCGCUAAACAAAAAGAAAGAUGAGAAAAAACAGUAGUAGAAGGGACGAUAUCGGAAUCUUCACGCUCAUCGGUAUCGGUCGGACCUUUCAACGGUUUGAAAUUAAUGUUUAAGGAAGCCUCAUAUUUAGUAAAGUAUUUAAGGAGAUAAACAAUUUGUUGAUGUGAUUGAGAAGAAUAUGGAUCGAGACUACUUUAUGACACCACAAGACGCUAAAGAGUUUGGUUUCAUUGAUGAAGUCGUUGAUGAAAGACCAUUAACUUUGGUGACUGAUGGUAUUAGAAGUGAAGGAAAAGGAAAAGUUUCAGAGUACAAUCUGAAUGGGUUCUUGAUUUCUUUAUGUUGCUGUGUGGUGACACGAACAAAAAAAGGAGUGCAGCGCCUCUACCUUUCAAUUUUAUUUGUCGGCUGCUUCAAAUCGACUCUUGCUUUCUCUCUGACAGGGGUUUCUUUGUGCCUUCCCUUCACCUCCGUUGACUUCGUUUUCCAAGCCGAGUCCGGAUAA
Lactuca virosa is the source of this 811-nucleotide messenger RNA. NCBI's taxonomy places the organism in Eukaryota, Viridiplantae, Streptophyta, Magnoliopsida, Asterales, Asteraceae. The record is from the annotation of a GenBank genome assembly.